AUGCAUAAAUCGAGAGCACCAUUAAAUGAUUUACUGAAGAAAGAAGUAAAAUGGAAUUGGUCGAUAAAGUGUCAAAAUGCUUUAGAAGAGAUAAAAGUGAUUAAAACAAUAUUAAUUUCUGAUUUGUCAUUAGGUUAUUUCGAUCCUGAAAUAGACAUUGUUGUUAUUUCGGAUGUUUCAGAUUACGGAAUAGGACCAGUCUUGUUACACAAGUAUAAAGAGGGAAAUAUGAAGCUAGAAGUUCGUGCUUCACGUUCGCUGAUAGGAACAGAAAAAAAUUAUAUUUUCACACAGAUUAUCCAGUACAGUACGGAAUAUUCAUCUGUCGCGAAAAAGAUUUGCAAAGAAAGAAUUGAAUACUUGAGUUCUUCAACUUCAACGCUAUUGAAGUCUUCAUCAUUGCUAUUUCUGCCUUUUGACUCAGAUCUCAAGUGUACGUCUUCAAGGAUUCCUACUGGUGAUGGGAUUGGUAUGUCUGGCCCAUCGGCAACAAUUCGCAAUGCAGAUGGAAUAUUUGGAUAA
This is a messenger RNA of Octopus sinensis (East Asian common octopus), 522 nucleotides long. RefSeq lists its product as uncharacterized. The record is from RefSeq and is a predicted model, not a curated record. The coding region runs from base 1 to 522 and encodes 173 amino acids. Lineage: Eukaryota; Metazoa; Mollusca; Cephalopoda; Octopoda; Octopodidae. The transcript is spliced from 3 exons.